AUGGAAUUUGCAAUCGCUGGUGCAUCAGCAAUGGGGGCCUGUUGUUUCACAAACCCCCUGGAAGUUCUGAAAACUCGUAUGCAGCUACAAGGUGAACUAAAAGCUAAGGGCCAGCAUGCUGUUCAUUACAAAAAUGUCUUGCAUGCUGGAUACACUGUUGCUAAAAAUGAUGGGAUUCUAGCCCUCCAAAAGGGUCUAGUCCCAGCCCUCUGGGUACAGUUGGUUUUGAAUGGAAUGAGAUUAGGGAUAUACCAGUUUGCUGAUAAUAAUGGGAUUAUCAGGAACAAAGAUGGCAAACUUAUUUUUCAUAAGACUGUCUUGGUAGCUGGCAUAGGGGGAGCCCUAGGUGGAAUAAUGUGCAGCCCUUGGUUCUUAGUAAAAACACAUAUUCAAGCUCAAGCUUCAUCUUCUAUUGCUGUGGGGUAUCAGCACAGUCACCAAGGGAUGUUGGAAGCCUUUUCAACAAUCUUUAAACAACAUGGGAUAAGAGGACUUUUUAGAGGAGUGCUAUCUUCAAUACCAAGAUCUUUUGUUGGAGCUUCAUCACAACUGAUAGGCUUUGAUUAUGCCAAGGAAUGGCUCCUCACAUAUGAAUACUUCAGAGACAAAAAAAUUCUCACAGCAUUUUUGAGCAGUUUGGUUGGUGGAGUCACAAUCAGUAUAGCCAUGACACCUUUUGACCUGGUCAUGACUCGAUUGUACAAUCAGCCUGUUGAUGCUACAGGAAAGGGUAAAUUAUAUGCCAGCUACAUGGACUGUGUCAGCAAGAUUUACAGAUCUGAAGGGGUAGCUGCGUUUUAUAAAGGUGUGGGUCCUAUGUAUUUGAGGUUAGGUCCACACACUGUGUUAUGCCUAGUAUUCUGGGAUGGAUUGAAUAAUGCAUAUAAUAACUUUACUCAGCCGAAGUUGAGUACCAUCAAGCAAUAAUUGAAAUAA
Molecule: messenger RNA, 936 nt
Organism: Phaedon cochleariae (mustard beetle)
Lineage: Eukaryota; Metazoa; Arthropoda; Insecta; Coleoptera; Chrysomelidae
Source: the annotation of a GenBank genome assembly